Gallus gallus (chicken) is the source of this 699-nucleotide messenger RNA. RefSeq lists its product as uncharacterized. The transcript has 3 exons. NCBI's taxonomy places the organism in Eukaryota, Metazoa, Chordata, Aves, Galliformes, Phasianidae. The annotation marks the transcript as partial. The record is from RefSeq and is a predicted model, not a curated record.
AGGUGGCGGGGGUCGUUGGCACCCAGUGGGUGUGGGAAAGAAAGCUGGCAUUGCCCCACCGGGGAUUUUCUUCCUUUUCCAGAAGUGACAUCCAAGACAGGCAUCCUGUACGACACCGCAGACAUUGAUGACCUGCUCACGUGGAUCAACAACGGUGAGUCUCUCUCUGAGGGGCAGCAGAGCUGGUGGGGGGGUGUCUGCACUGCGUGGGCGUGGGAAAGCUGGCAUUGCCCCGCUGGGGAUUUUCUGCCUUUUCCAGAAGCGACACCCAGCACCGACAGACUUGACAACGACGUGGAAAUUGACAAUUUGCUCACCUGGAUUGACGAAGCGGCGAGUGCUCUGGAGGUCCCCCAGCACAACCAGGACCUGCCCGGUGUCACAAGAGAGGGGACCAAAGACACUGCGAACAGCUGCCAAAUGGAAGAGCUGAUGCAAUGCAUCACUGCCACGGAGCCACUGAGCCCAGAUGUCUCCAGCAGCCUCGACUCCUCUUCUUCCAGCACAGAGCACUCUGACUCCUCCAGGGCCAGCAGGGAGCUGAGCAAAGAGACACAACCUGAACCAGGGCUCCUCAGCAACUUGCUCUGGCGAAGCUGGCUGUGUCAGCACGGCGCGCAGCAGGAGGACUUGGUGCCCAUCACAGCCCAACAGCCGCUCGAGAGGGAGCGUGCCAAGAAACCGGCCCACUUGGUGUAG